Molecule: messenger RNA, 1648 nt
Organism: Cavia porcellus (domestic guinea pig)
Lineage: Eukaryota; Metazoa; Chordata; Mammalia; Rodentia; Caviidae
Product: paired immunoglobulin-like type 2 receptor alpha
Exons: 7
Coding region: 124-999 (291 amino acids)
Molecular function (GO): MHC class I protein binding
Source: RefSeq, a predicted model, not a curated record
UCAGCGGGAGCUGGCCCUGGCUCUCCAGACUUCCCUACCCAGCUCUCCCCUCUCCUGAGUCCCCAGAGCCCUGCUGUCUGCCUUGGUGGCUCUGCUGGCUCACACCCUGGAGGAGAGCAGGCCAUGGGCUGGGUCCUGCUGCUGCUCUGGCUGCCUGCAGUGUCCCUGCAAGCUGCUAACUCAGCCAGAUCCAGCAGAGAACUCUCCUAUGGGGUUAUUCAGCCAAAAAACCUCUCUGCUGCCAUCGGUGGCUCCCUUGAAAUCCCCUUCUCCUUCUACCACCCCUGGACCUUGGCCAGGAAUCCCCAAGUGAAACUGUCCUGGAGACGGAACCACUUCCAUGGGGAAUUUUUCUACAACACAAGUCCACUCUUCACCCAUGAGGAUUUCAGGGACCGGCUCUCCCUGAACUGGACAGAGAACCUGCAGUCUGGUUCCCUCAGAAUCCAGAAGCUGCGGAAAGAGGAUGAGAACGUGUACUUCUGCCGAGUCCAGCUGAAGACACAGAGGGAAGGCACAAAGAUGUGGCAGUCCAUCCAGGGGACCAGAGUCAGCAUCACCCCCGCUGCUAAGACCACUACGCCGGGACCCACCAGUGUGACCUCUGAAACUACCACAUCUGGUCUCCAGUUCACAAGAGAAAAAGGGAACUCAGAGCCUCAGCCCCUGAGUCUUGGAGCAAUAGUGGGGGUGACAGUGGCUGCCGCUGUGGCACUCAUAACCAUGACUGUGGGACUGGUGGUCUUCUUUGGGUGGCAGAGAAAGAAAGGUCAGCAAACUAAAGCCCAAAGCCCUGCCAGGGAACUUGUCAAAAACAAUGAGACCUAUGAGAAUGCUGGGUAUUCAGAAAAACCUAAAGAUGCCCAGAUGAACCCCAAGAAUGACAUCGUCUAUGCCUCCCUCAACCUCUCCAACUUGACCUCGCCAAAAGCACCUGCCUGCCCAGCUUCCCACAAGAAGCACCAAGAAGAGACACUGUACAGUGUCCUAAAGACCUAAUGAGUGGGCCCGAAUGGCAACAAUGGGAAUGAUCACAGCUUCCAAACAUAGCUAAGCCAGCUCAGAAGUCAGCAGGUUUGAAGGCCAGAAAGGAAUUGAAAAGACCAUCUACACUAGUUACCAGCUUCCGUGCCCUUGCCCAGAAAUAGAAAAUGAUCCACAAAAUUUGUCUGAUUGCAUCUAAAGAGGAAACCAAGGUCAACUUCAACUUCUGCUUCUCCACCACAUAAAUUUUAAUAGACAGCUUAUAUCUAAGGCCCCUGCCGUAUUUUUUUUCAGUGACUGCCUCAAUACAGGGAGCACAAAUCCCCAAAUACUGGUAGCAGCUAUUAUGGUCUAGAUCUAAAAUGAACUCCCAUUUUCUCAUGUGUGGAAAAGGAUCACAAGGGUGCUGUACUCAGUGGAUUCAGCCAUGGAUGAGGAGCUAAAUGCGCUGUUAAAAAAUGGGGCCUGAUUGGAGGUGGUCAUGGGGAGCAUGAACUGAAAACAUGUAUUCCUGUCCCUAGCAGGACCCUCCUUCUCUGCUUCCUGGCUCCCAUGCACUGGUACCUUUUCUCCCACCAUGUCUUUCCACCAUCCUACUUUUGCCUUAGACCUUGCUGACUGCAGACUGGAACCAUAAGCCAAAAUAAACUUUUCCUCCCUUAAA